Messenger RNA from Hipposideros armiger (great roundleaf bat), 1378 nucleotides. It is a transcript of the gene RNASE4, whose product is annotated as ribonuclease A family member 4. Gene Ontology annotation, biological process: defense response to Gram-positive bacterium. The transcript has 2 exons. Lineage: Eukaryota; Metazoa; Chordata; Mammalia; Chiroptera; Hipposideridae. Gene Ontology annotation, molecular function: nucleic acid binding; RNA nuclease activity. The coding region runs from base 115 to 558 and encodes 147 amino acids. The record is from RefSeq and is a predicted model, not a curated record.
AACCAGAGGGGUUCUCUAGGUUCACACAGCUGGAACCCAUCUCCAGGAACAAACAGCUGGAAGCCAUCUUCAGUUGGAGGGAAAUUUCCAGAUUUUUACACCUCCAAGGCAGUGAUGGCUCUCCAGAGGACCCUUUCGUUGCUUUUGCUCUUACUGCUGACCCUGCUGGGGCUGGGGCUGGUGCAGCCCUCCUAUGGCCAGGAUCGUAUGUACCAGCGAUUCCUGCGGCAACAUGUGGACCCUUCAACGACAGAUGGCAAUGAUGGCUACUGCAACGUAAUGAUGCAAAGACGGAGGAUGACCACGCACCACUGCAAGUCUUUCAACACCUUCAUCCAUGAAGACAUCUGGAACAUUCGCAGUAUCUGCAGCACUACCAGUAUCCAGUGCAAGAAUGGCAAGAUGAACUGCCAUGAGGGUGUAAUGAAGGUCACAGACUGCAAGGAGACAGGAGGUUCCAGGGCCCCCAACUGCAGAUACCGGGCCAUGGCCAGAACUCGGCGUGUUGUCAUUGCCUGUGAGGGUAAUCCGGAAGUGCCUGUGCACUUUGACAGAUAAAUGCCACCCUGCAGGUGUUAUGGCCCAGUAGUUGGCCUUUAACUUACUCCUUGAAUAGCAAUGAGUAAUGCAUUUGAGCUGUCCCAGGCUGUCUCCUCUGCUUCUUUCUUUCUUUUUUUUUUUUCUAUAUAUAACCUAUUUGUUACAUUCAUUGCAUCGAAGAGAAAUGUAGACAAAUCUGUAAUAAGGCUGGGCUUUUCUGUAAUAAACUUUCCUGUAAACUCUUCUGCUUCCUUUUAUAAUACUGGGCAGCUUAGCUCUCUCAGAUCCUAGCCUCCGGAAUUUAGUCAUUAUAUGUAUUUCUAUAGCACUUCAAGCAUUUCAAAGUGCUUUCAUCUCAGUUAUCUCAUUCUAAAACUGCAGCACCCUUGUGAUGCUGAUGUUGUUAUACAGAGGAGCUCAAAGUUAAGGGAUUUGCGGAAAACCAUGAAGUUAGUAGAAAACCUGAGGCAAAAAUCCACUUCAACUGGCUGCUACUAAUCCAGGGUUUUCCCCACUUCAUCACAAGGAGUGUUUCGAAAGUAUCUGCUUUCUGUGAUUCCCAAAAGUCAGCUGUUGGGGGAAGCAUUAAAAGUUUGGAAAUAUGUACUGGUAAAAUGGAAGCUCUAUCUGUAUAAUUUGGCAACCUUGUUAUGCUUGGGUCUAAUAAGAUCAAGAAACGAUACAAGGAAUUUUCUUUUUCUCUUCCCAAACGUUUGAAUCACUAUAGUAAGUCAGAGUAUUAACAAUGUACUAGACUAGAUCAUUAAGACUCACUCGGUCUUCCCGACUGAAAGACUUUUCCUGUAUUUCUUAUAAUAAAGAACUCAAACUUCAGGUA